Molecule: messenger RNA, 1239 nt
Organism: Trichoderma aggressivum f. europaeum
Lineage: Eukaryota; Fungi; Ascomycota; Sordariomycetes; Hypocreales; Hypocreaceae
Exons: 3
Coding region: 1-1239 (412 amino acids)
Source: RefSeq, a predicted model, not a curated record
AUGAGCCUCUUGAAUGCCCCGUUGCAGUCCUACUUCUACUCAUUCUUCCAGCAUACUUAUGAAGUAGUGGCGCCGAUUCUCACCACUAGUAAAAUUCCAAUCUUCAUCAAGGAUAUAAAUCACCCGUGGGUCAACGAAAACUUGCAAUGGCUGGAGAAUCGCCACGACCCAUUCCAAGAGCUGUGCGACCCAAAUUCCGAACUUUACAGAGAAAUUGAUGGCCGCGUGUGUCCGCCUGAUCUCUUUAACCGGCUGGAGAUUAACAACGAUAUAUGGGACAACAAUGGAUGGGACAAUGGAUGGGACACUAGCAGGACGCCUUGGAGAAAUGCUCGAGAACGGCUGCGAGAAAUGAGGGACUGUCCCAUGGCCCUCGACUCGGUUAAACAUCUCUACGUAGACAUCUACGUCAGCGACGGGACAUACGGAUCCAGAUAUGAUUCACCGAAUCCCGGGGACGAUAUACCCGAUCUCUUUGCAGAUGUGCUGACUUUGAUGCACAAUUUGGAACGCAUAGACUGGAAGAUUUCUGAGGAAUCUACCGACUACUUUGAAAAGGCCUUUUCAGAAAAAAACCUGUCACUCCCGUCGGUCAUUCAACUGAUCCCAAGCCAGUCCUCCUUCUAUCUCAUCCCCAUGUGUCCGAAUCUACGAGAGUUGGAAGCCAAGGAGUCCACCAAUACCCAAAAGCUCUUUAUCGAGAGCACUUCUAAAGUGCCAUCCAUCCAGUCCCUCAAAUAUGAAGCUGCACAUAGAUGGACCGAGCCUCUUCUGUCUGAAGAAGAGAAACUACAAAUGGUGAAAAAGGACCUCAAUCUUGAGCCCGAUGAUAUCAUCAUCAUCCAACGACCCAACGACCCAUACCUCAAGAUUCUUCUUCGUGAACUUGUCGGCUACCCAAAUAUAAGACACCUUGAGCUUCCUUGGGCGGGACAGCUGUCUUUAGGUUUCGAUGGGGGUCCCAUGUGCGGUAAUGCUUAUUUUGGGCCGGAAGGGCGAGCUUAUCAUCGCAGAGUGAUACAGACAGUGGCAGAGACAGAGGAGAAAGCGGUAAGAAUAGCUUUAUCUGUCCUACCACAUUUGGAGAGCAUAUCAAUUGGGGAAUCAACCCCCCAUAUGAUCAAAGAAGAUGGAAAGAAGGUGAUUUUUGAAUGGCCAUGGACGGGGAGAAUGGAGGAAUGGUUGCUAGAGCAAGUCCCCGACGUAGCUGAGGAUGAUCCGUAUUAUGAUGCCUACUGA